This is a messenger RNA of Juglans regia (Persian walnut), 2241 nucleotides long. RefSeq names its product probable rhamnogalacturonate lyase B. Gene Ontology annotation, biological process: carbohydrate metabolic process. Gene Ontology annotation, molecular function: carbohydrate binding; catalytic activity. The transcript has 15 exons. NCBI's taxonomy places the organism in Eukaryota, Viridiplantae, Streptophyta, Magnoliopsida, Fagales, Juglandaceae. The coding region runs from base 16 to 2100 and encodes 694 amino acids. The record is from RefSeq and is a predicted model, not a curated record.
UCAAAAAGUUAAAGGAUGUGCAGUCUUUACUUCUCAGAAUCCUCACGGAUUUGGCAUUUGGCUUUCAGCAAUAUUAUGCUUUGUGUUCUACUGAAACUCACUACACAAACACAAGUACCAAAUUCAAAUUUUCAUCCUCCUGUAGAAGUUCCCGGAGAUAGUAAGGCAAACCUCAUGAGCAUGUCAUUCCCAGGGGUGCAAUUACAUAUCGAAGAUCAACAUGUGGUGAUGGACAACGGCAUACUGCAGGUCACCAUCUCAAAUCCAGAAGGAAUGGUCACGGGAAUUGAGUAUAAUGGCAUUGACAAUUUGCUCGAAAUUCUCAACGAGGAAUCUAACAGAGGAUACUGGGACCUUGUGUGGAAUGUUGCCGGAAGUACGGGAACGAAGGGCAUAUUUGACAGGAUGGAAGGAACCAGUUUGAAGGUAAUAGUGGAAAACGAAGAACAAGUAGAGCUCUCAUUUACUAGAAUGUGGGAUCCCUCCAUAGAUCAGGGGAAGCUCGUUCCCUUGAAUAUAGACAAAAGGUACGUAAUGCUUCGUGAUUCCUCGGGCUUCUACUCCUAUGCCAUUUAUGAGCACUUAGAGGAAUGGCCUGCUUUCAACAUUGAUAAUACCAGAAUAGCAUUCAAGCUUAGGGAAGACAUGUUUCGUUACAUGGCUAUAGCAGACAACAGGCAAAGAUUCAUGCCCUUGCCUGAAGACCGCCUAGCUGACAGAGGCCAGGCCCUGGCCUACCCAGAGGCAGUCCUACUUGUGAAUCCCGUGGAACCAGAUUUCAAAGGAGAGGUGGACGACAAGUACCAAUACUCUUGUGAGAACAAAGACAACAGGGUUCACGGGUGGAUAUCCAACAAUCCAAGCGUGGGAUUCUGGCAAAUCACGGCCAGCGAUGAAUUCCGAUCCGGUGGACCCCUCAAACAAUGCCUUACCUCCCACGUCGGUCCCACCACCCUUGCUAUAUUUCACAGCGUACACUAUUCAGGAGAGGAUCUGGUACUGAAAUUUGGACCUAACGAGCCGUGGAAGAAGGUUUUUGGCCCCGUUUUUAUUUUUCUUAAUUCUCUGACCGAUGGAGACGACCCGCUUUUGCUCUGGGAGGAUGCCAAGCAACAGAUGAUCUAUGAAGUUCAAACAUGGCCCUAUAGUUUUCCAGCUUCAGAGGAUUUUCAAUCAGCAGAUCAACGGGGUAGUGUUUGCGGCAGACUCCUAAUCCAAGACAGGUAUAUUAGUGAAGAGAACGUGCCAGGAAAUGGUGCUUAUGUCGGAUUGGCACUCCCCGGGAAUGUUGGGUCCUGGCAAAGAGAAUGCAAGGGUUACCAAUUUUGGACCAGAGCUGAUGAGGAUGGGUAUUUCUCUAUUAACAAUAUACGCACUGGGGACUACAAUCUUUAUGCAUGGGUUCCCGGUGUCAUUGGCGAUUAUCAAUACAAUGUUGUCAUUACCAUAAACUCAGGUUGUGAGAUUGAUGUGGGCGAAGUUGUAUAUGAGCCUCCAAGAGACGGGCCAACAUUGUGGGAAAUAGGCAUCCCAGAUCGCUCCGCAGCUGAAUUCUAUGUACCCGAUCCUGAUCCAAAGUUGAUCAAUAAACUUUAUGUCAACCAUCCUGAUAGAUUUAGGCAAUACGGAUUAUGGGAAAGAUAUUCAGAACUGUAUCCGGAUGGAGACUUGGUAUACACAAUUGGGACAUGCGACUAUGGAAAAGAUUGGUUCUUUGCUCAAGUGACCAGGAAGACAGUUAAUAACACAUAUGAAGGAACUACUUGGCAAAUUAGGUUCAAACUCGACGUGGCCGAUGAGAGUGGAACCUAUAAAUUACGAUUAGCUCUUGCAACUGCACAUGCUUCCGAGUUGCAAGUUCGGAUUAAUGAUCCGAAGGCAGAUCCUCCUGUAUUUUCCAGUGGGGUUAUUGGGAAGGACAAUACCAUUGCGAGGCAUGGGAUUCAUGGACUUUAUCGGCUGUACAAUGUAGAUGUACCAGGCACUCAGCUACUUGAAGGAGAUAAUACUAUUUUUCUUACACAAACUCAAGGCACUACCCCUUUCCAGGGAGUCAUGUAUGACUACAUUCGUUUAGAAGGUCCCGAUAAAAUAAUCUAACUUCACCGAUAUGCAUACAUAGCAGAUGGUAUUACUGCUUUCUAUUCAUUUUGGCUGCGAAACUGAAUAGACCAAGUUUUAAAGAAAUUUAGUAGCAUUUGUAUGCCAUCCAACUUUAUUUGUAGAUAUUUUGUUUGGUGA